AGCUCUGCCAUCAAGGAAGACAGCACAAGACAAGGACCCACCCAUGGACCCUUCCCUGGACAGUCCAACAGCACCAGUGGGGAUGCUCUCCUAAGUCGCACAAAGCCUGGGCACACCAUCCAUCCUUCGGGAAGAGUCAUGGUGUUAAAGAGGGGUGGGGGCUGUUCCCAGCAGUGGCCUGGCCAGGGAAGGGGGGAUGUUUGCACAGGCCCCCUAGGCAUGCUCGGAGCUGCCCUGCUGCUCAUCAGCCUGCCAUGGGGGACCCAAGGGACAGCCAGUGCUAACCUCAGCACAGCUCUGGGCCACACUGUGCCACUGACAGGAGGUCGCUACUUGAGCAUUGGGGAUGGCUCUGUGAUGGAGUUCGAGUUUCCUGAGGAGAGUGAGGGCAUCAUCGUGAUCUCAAGCCAGUACCCAGGCCAGGCCAAUGGGAGGGGGCCCGGCCCCACACUGAGGGUCAUAUCCCUGGACACAGAGGUGCUGACCAUCAAGAAUCUCAUGGAUCCCCAUGAGGCCCCACCCAUGCUGAUCGAGGAGCGGAGAGAUUUCUGCAUCAAGGUGUCACCUGCUGAAGACACCCCUGCCACCCUUAGCACCGACCUGGCCCACUUCUCGGAGAACCCAAUACUCUACCUGCUCCUGCCUCUUAUGUUUGUUAACAAGUGUUCGUUUGGGUGCAAAGUGGAACUUGAGGUUCUGAAGGGGCUCGUGCAGAGCCCCCAGCCCAUGCUGCUGGGCCUCCUAGGCCAGUUUCUGGUCAUGCCCUUCUAUGCUUUCCUGAUGGCCAAGGUCUUCAUGCUGCCCAAGGCCUUGGCUCUGGGCCUCAUCAUCACCUGCUCGUCACCGGGUGGUGGGGGGAGCUACCUCUUCAGCCUCCUUCUUGGAGGGGAUGUCACCCUGGCCAUCUCCAUGACUUUUAUCUCUACAGUGGCUGCCACCGGUUUCCUGCCACUGUCCUCAGCCAUCUAUAGCCACCUGCUCAGCAUCCAUGAAACACUCCAUGUGCCCAUCUCCAAGAUCCUGGGGACUCUGCUGUUCAUCGCCAUCCCCAUAGCAGCAGGCGUUGUGAUCAAGUCCAAGCUCCCCAAGUUCUCCCAGCUGCUGCUGCAGGUCAUCAAGCCCUUCAGCUUUGUGCUCCUCCUGGGGGGCCUAUUCCUGGCCUACCGCAUGGGGGUCUUCAUCUUGGCAGGCGUCAGGCUACCCAUUGUACUGGUGGGACUCACAGUGCCCUUAGUUGGCCUCUUGGUGGGCCACUGCCUGGCCACGUGCCUGAAACUGCCAGUGGCCCAGCGGCGGACAGUAAGCAUCGAGGUAGGGGUGCAAAACAGUCUGCUGGCCUUAGCCAUGCUGCAGCUGUCCCUCCGCCGCCUUCAAGCUGACUAUGCCUCCCAGGCCCCCUUCAUUGUGGCACUGAGCGGCACCUCGGAGAUGCUGGCCUUGGUCAUUGGCCACUUCAUCUAUAGUAGCCUGUUCCCAGUUCCUUGAGGCCUCUGGCUCAAGCUUUCAUCAUCCCCCAGCCCUCACACUCCAC
This is a messenger RNA of Propithecus coquereli (Coquerel's sifaka), 1531 nucleotides long. It is a transcript of the gene SLC10A3, whose product is annotated as solute carrier family 10, member 3. Gene Ontology annotation, biological process: bile acid and bile salt transport. NCBI's taxonomy places the organism in Eukaryota, Metazoa, Chordata, Mammalia, Primates, Indriidae. Gene Ontology annotation, molecular function: bile acid:sodium symporter activity. The record is from RefSeq and is a predicted model, not a curated record. The transcript is spliced from 2 exons. Gene Ontology annotation, cellular component: membrane. Bases 139 to 1485 code for a protein of 448 amino acids.